AUGGAUCACCCAAAAAACAACAAAGAUAGACGGGGACGCGGCCAUGGUCAAGGCCAAAGUCGCGAUGUCCAAGUCUCCAAAGCAUUAAGCUUGCUUCUACGACAUGCCGCUGAGAAGGAAGGGCUGAAGAUGAACGCACAGGGUUAUGCGAGCGUACCAGACGUGUUAAAUUGGAGGAAACUCAAAUCGCUAAAAGUCACCUUCCCCGAGAUUCUCCACGCCGUGGACUCGUCCGAUAAAAAGCGCUUCGCCCUCCUCCACAUUCCAUCCGCACAACCCACCAAAUCCACAACCCAAGCAACAACAACACCAGUGACUGCCCCUAAUGCAGAGCAAGAUGUCGCUACUAUCGUGGGCGAACAACAGCCCACGAUAUCCGUCCUGGAGUCCGCACCCGCCACGAGCGAAGCCCAAGAAACAGCCACCGACCAAGCAUUAUCCGUGAAAGAUACCGACCCGUCGAACUUUUUAAUUCGCGCGACCCAAGGCCACAGCAUCAAGACCGUAGAUGCUGCCUCUUUCCUCGAGCCGCUUUCUUUGUCCGACGAAUCGAAACUACCCGAUACCGUCGUCCACGGCACGUUCCACGCGACCUGGCCUGCGAUCCUACAAUCUGGUGGACUACGCUGUAUGGGGCGGAACCACAUUCACUUCGCUACUGGCCCGUCAUUAGAAUCGGUGCUUGCUGUUCACACUGAUGAUGCCGCGCGGGGUAAAUCAAAGCCCGACGACUCCCGCGUUAUCUCGGGCAUGCGGCGCGAUGCACAAGUUUUGAUCUAUAUCGAUGUGCGCAAGGCACUGGAAGCAGGGGUACCGUUCUGGCGCAGUGAGAACGGGGUCAUUCUUAGUGAGGGCAUACCUGUCGCGAAGAGUGGGCAAACUGAGAAGGGCGAGGAGCAGAAGUUCGUCUCGCUGGACUUUUUCGAUGUGGUAGUGGAGCGUAAGGUUGGGUUGGGUAAGCUCUGGGAGCACGGGGAGGUUCUACAGGAACUUCCGGAGAAUCUCACGAAGAAAGGGAAUCCCAAGGGCCGGCGAUGA
Penicillium samsonianum is the source of this 1038-nucleotide messenger RNA. Its product is annotated as tRNA 2'-phosphotransferase. Gene Ontology annotation, molecular function: tRNA 2'-phosphotransferase activity. The transcript has 2 exons. Gene Ontology annotation, biological process: tRNA splicing, via endonucleolytic cleavage and ligation. The coding region runs from base 1 to 1038 and encodes 345 amino acids. Lineage: Eukaryota; Fungi; Ascomycota; Eurotiomycetes; Eurotiales; Aspergillaceae. The record is from RefSeq and is a predicted model, not a curated record.